Messenger RNA from Musca vetustissima, 3995 nucleotides. RefSeq names its product tyrosine-protein phosphatase Lar (gene Lar). Gene Ontology annotation, molecular function: protein tyrosine phosphatase activity; protein binding. The annotation marks the transcript as partial. Gene Ontology annotation, biological process: protein dephosphorylation. The transcript has 5 exons. The record is from RefSeq and is a predicted model, not a curated record. Lineage: Eukaryota; Metazoa; Arthropoda; Insecta; Diptera; Muscidae.
UGCCUGGAGAUCCACAAGAAGUUAAGGCUACUCCAUUAAAUUCCACCUCGAUUCAUGUCAGCUGGAAGCCGCCAUUGGAAAAAGAUCGGAAUGGUAUCAUUCGUGGCUAUCACAUUCAUGUACAGGAAGUUAGAGAUGAGGGCAAAGGUUUCCUGAAUGAACCCCUGAAAUACGAUGUGGUCGAUGCCUUGGAAUAUAAUGUAACCGAUUUACAACCCGAUACCAAAUAUUCCAUACAAGUGGCUGCCCUGACACGGAAAGGUGAUGGUGAUCGCAGUCCUGCAGUUAUUGUAAAGACCCCUGGAGGUGUACCCGUUCGCCCUACAGUUAGCUUGAAAAUUAUGGAACGUGAUCCCACGGUCUCAAUUGAAUUGGAAUGGGAAAGACCAGCUCAGACCUAUGGCGAGCUACGUGGUUAUCGUUUGAAAUGGGGUAUUAAGGAUCACCCUCUCAAGGAGUUGUUGAUGGGACCACAUGAAACCAAGAAACCCUUUAAGGAUCUUGAACGUGGUGUUGAAUAUGAAUUCCGUGUUGCUGGCAGUAAUCACAUUGGUAUUGGCCAAGAGACCGUCAAAAUCUUCCAGACUCCAGAGGGAGCACCCAGUGGUCCUCCGGCAAAUAUCACGAUACGCUUCCAAACUCCUGAUGUUGUCUGCAUUACCUGGGAGCCACCAAUUCGUGAACAUCGUAAUGGUAUUAUCACCCGUUAUGAUGUCCAGUUCCAUAAGAAGAUUGAUCAUGGACUGGGUUCGGAACGUAAUAUGACCCUGAAUAAAGUGGUGUACACGAACUUGGAGGAGAACACCGAAUAUAUCUUCCGUAUUAGGGCCUACACCAAGCAGGGAGGUGGUCCUUUCAGUGAGAAGAUUUUAAUUGAAACGGAACGGGAUAUGGGUAGAGCACCAAUGUCCGUGCAGGCUGUGGCCACGUCGGAACAAACGGCGGAAAUAUGGUGGGAACCGGUACCAACGCGUAAUAAAUUAUUGGGUUAUAAGAUUUUCUAUACCAUGGCGGCCGUGGAUGAUCUCGAUGAAUGGCAAAGUAAAACUGUGGGCCUCACGGAAUCGGCGGAUUUGGUAAAUUUGGAAAAGUUCGCCCAAUAUACUGUGGCCAUAGCGGCAAGAUUCCAAACCGGCCUAGGGCGUUUAAGCGAAAAGGUCCACGUUAAGAUUAAGCCUGAAGAUGUCCCGCUGAAUUUAAGGGCCCAUGAUGUCACGACUCACUCCAUGACUUUGAGCUGGUCACCACCGAUACGUCUUAAUCCGGUUAGCUAUAAAAUCUCCUAUGAUGCCAUGAAGGUCUUUGUGGACUCUCAAGGUUUUUCACAAACCCAAAUUGUCCAGAAGCGGGAAAUUAUCCUGAAGGCCUAUGCCAAGAGUCAUACUAUCAAUGAGCUGAGCCCCUUUACCACCUAUAAUGUUAAUGUCAGUGCAAUGCCCAGUGAUUAUUCAUAUCGUCCUCCCACAAAGAUCACAGUGACCACGCAGAUGGCUGCCCCACAACCUAUGGUAAAACCGGAUUUCUAUGGUGUCGUCAAUGGGGAAGAAAUUUUGGUAAUUUUGCCACAGGCUUCCGAGGAAUAUGGUCCCAUUUCCCAUUACUAUUUGGUGGUGGUGCCGGAAGAUAAAUCGAAUUUGCAUAAGAAUCCUGAUCAAUUCUUGACGGAAGAUUUAUUGCCGGGUCGAAAUAAGCCAGAACGCCCCAAUGCCCCAUACAUUGCAGCCAAGUUCCCGCAAAGAUCUAUACCCUUCACCUUCCACCUGGGUUCCGGAGAUGAUUAUCAUAAUUUUACAAAUCGUAAAUUGGAACGGGAGAAGCGUUACCGCAUCUUCGUGAGAGCUGUCGUGGAUACACCGCAAAAACAUUUAUAUACCUCAAGUCCAUUUUCGGAAUUCCUCUCCUUGGAUAUGCGUGAAGCUCCUCCGGGUGAACGACCACAUCGUCCUGAUCCCAAUUGGCCAUCGGAACCUGAAGUCUCGGUGAAUCGUAAUAAAGAUGAACCCGGCAUGAUGUGGGUGAUCCUACCCGUCCUGGCUGCCCUGAUAUUGUCCACCACCUUCAUCAUUAUUUACAUUAUCAAGAGGAGGAGACAACCUUGUAAGACUCCCGAUCAGGCAGCUGUCACCCGGCCCUUAAUGGCCGCCGAUUUGGGUGCCGGACCCACACCCAGCGAUCCGGUUGAUAUGCGCCGCCUUAACUUCCAAACCCCAGGCAUGAUUUCCCAUCCACCCAUACCUAUAUCGGAAUUUGCCAAUCACGUAGAACGCCUUAAGGCAAAUGACAAUCAGAAAUUCUCUCAGGAAUAUGAAAGCAUUGAACCCGGUCAGCAAUUCACCUGGGACAACUCCAAUUAUGAAUAUAACAAGCCCAAGAAUCGCUAUGCCAAUGUCACCGCCUAUGAUCAUUCGAGAGUCAUCUUACCCCUCAUGGAUGGGGUGGUGGGUUCGGACUAUAUAAAUGCCAAUUAUUGUGACGGGUAUAGGAAACAUAAUGCCUAUGUGGCCACGCAAGGACCUCUCCAGGACACCAUUUCCGAUUUUUGGCGUAUGUGUUGGGAAUUGAAGACCACCACAAUUGUUAUGAUGACCCGGCUAGAGGAGAGGACACGCAUUAAGUGUGAUCAAUAUUGGCCAACACGGGGCACUGAGACCUAUGGUCAGAUGUUUGUAACCAUCACGGAAACCCAGGAGUUGGCCACCUAUAGUAUCAGGACCUUCCAGUUAUGUCGUCAAGGCUUUAACGAACGCCGUGAACUGAAACAAUUGCAAUUUACAGCCUGGCCGGAUCAUGGAGUACCCGAUCAUCCUGCACCUUUCUUGCAAUUCUUGCGUAGAUGUCGUGCUCUUACUCCACCCGAUUCCGGCCCAGUUGUGGUUCACUGUUCCGCUGGGGUGGGUCGUACCGGCUGCUACAUUGUCAUUGACUCUAUGCUGGAACGUAUGAAACAUGAAAAAAUCGUGGAUAUCUAUGGUCAUGUCACCUGUCUUCGGGCCCAACGUAAUUACAUGGUCCAAACCGAGGAUCAAUACAUUUUCAUACACGAUGCCAUAUUGGAGGCCAUAAUUUGUGGUAAUACUGAGGUCCCAGCCCGCAACUUGCAUACCCAUUUGCAAAAGUUGUUGACCACAGAGCCAGGAGAGAGUAUUACCGGCAUGGAAAUUGAAUUUAAGAAACUCUCCAACGUUAAAGUCGACUCAUCGAAAUUUGUUACGGCCAAUUUACCCUGCAAUAAACAUAAAAAUCGUCUGGUCCAUAUUUUGCCAUACGAGUCAUCACGGGUCUAUCUAACACCCAUACAUGGGGUGGAGGGUAGUGAUUAUAUCAAUGCCAGUUUUAUUGAAGGUUAUCGUUAUCGUUCGGCAUAUAUUGCGGCACAGGGCCCCCUGCAGGAUACCGCAGAAGAUUUCUGGCGCAUGCUAUGGGAACAUAACUCGACUAUUGUGGUGAUGCUUACGAAACUCAAGGAAAUGGGAAGGGAAAAAUGCUAUCAAUAUUGGCCUCAUGAACGUUCGGUACGCUAUCAAUACUACGUCGUGGACCCGAUUGCUGAAUAUAAUAUGCCGCAAUAUAAACUAAGGGAAUUUAAGGUCACCGAUGCCCGUGACGGUUCAUCGCGUACUGUACGCCAAUUCCAGUUUAUCGAUUGGCCCGAACAGGGUGUACCCAAGUCGGGUGAAGGUUUUAUCGAUUUCAUUGGUCAGGUGCACAAGACCAAGGAACAAUUUGGCCAAGAUGGCCCAAUAACUGUGCACUGUAGCGCUGGAGUGGGACGUACUGGAGUAUUUAUUACCCUAAGCAUUGUCCUCGAACGUAUGCAAUAUGAAGGUGUACUCGAUGUCUUUCAAACUGUACGCAUACUGCGAGCUCAACGACCAGCCAUGGUUCAGACAGAGGAUCAAUAUCAUUUUUGUUAUCGCGCAGCAUUGGAGUACUUGGGUUCGUUCGAUAACUAUACCAAUUAGUUGCCAUUGCAGAUGGUGUCUGUAUAACAGAUU